Messenger RNA from Diceros bicornis minor, 1815 nucleotides. RefSeq names its product DEAD-box helicase 47 (gene DDX47). The record is from RefSeq and is a predicted model, not a curated record. NCBI's taxonomy places the organism in Eukaryota, Metazoa, Chordata, Mammalia, Perissodactyla, Rhinocerotidae. The coding region runs from base 14 to 1381 and encodes 455 amino acids. Gene Ontology annotation, molecular function: RNA helicase activity; ATP binding; nucleic acid binding. The transcript has 12 exons.
GCCCGUAGGCGACAUGGCGGCGUCCGAGGAACACGAUUCCCCGACUGAAGCGCCUCAGCCGGCGGUGGAGGAGGAGGAAACUAAAACAUUUAAAGACUUGGGUGUGACAGAUGUGUUGUGUGAAGCUUGUGACCAGUUGGGAUGGACAAAGCCCACCAAGAUCCAGAUUGAGGCUAUUCCUUUGGCCUUACAAGGUCGUGAUAUCAUUGGGCUGGCAGAAACUGGCUCUGGAAAAACAGGGGCCUUCGCUUUGCCCAUUCUGAAUGCACUGCUGGAGACGCCCCAGCGAUUGUUUGCCUUAGUUCUCACCCCGACUCGGGAGUUGGCCUUUCAGAUCUCAGAGCAGUUUGAAGCCUUGGGGUCUUCUAUUGGAGUUCAAAGUGCCGUGAUUGUAGGUGGAAUUGAUUCAAUGUCCCAGUCUCUGGCCCUUGCGAAAAAACCACAUAUAGUAAUAGCAACUCCUGGUCGACUGAUUGACCACUUGGAAAAUACAAAAGGUUUCAACUUAAGAGCUCUCAAAUACUUGGUCAUGGAUGAAGCAGAUCGAAUAUUGAAUAUGGACUUUGAGACAGAGGUUGACAAGAUCCUCAAAGUGAUUCCCCGAGAUCGGAAAACAUUUCUCUUCUCUGCUACCAUGACCAAGAAGGUGCAAAAACUUCAGCGAGCAGCACUGAAGAAUCCUGUGAAAUGUGCUGUUUCCUCUAAAUACCAGACGGUUGAGAAAUUACAGCAAUAUUAUCUUUUUAUUCCUUCUAAAUUCAAGGAUACCUACCUGGUUUAUAUUCUAAAUGAAUUGGCUGGAAACUCCUUUAUGAUAUUCUGCAGCACCUGUAACAAUACUCAGAGAACAGCUUUGCUGCUCCGAAAUCUUGGAUUCACUGCCAUCCCCCUCCAUGGACAGAUGAGUCAGAGCAAGCGCCUAGGAUCUCUUAAUAAGUUUAAGGCAAAGGCUCGUUCCAUUCUUCUAGCAACUGAUGUUGCAAGCCGAGGUUUGGACAUACCUCAUGUGGAUGUAGUUGUUAACUUUGACAUUCCUACCCAUUCCAAGGAUUACAUCCAUCGAGUAGGUCGAACAGCUCGAGCUGGGCGCUCUGGAAAGGCUAUUACCUUUGUCACACAAUAUGACGUGGAACUCUUCCAGCGCAUAGAACACUUAAUUGGGAAGAAACUGCCUGUCUUUCCAACACAGGAUGACGAGGUUAUGAUGCUGACAGAACGUGUGACUGAAGCCCAAAGAUUUGCCCGGAUGGAGUUAAGGGAGCAUGGAGAAAAGAAGAAACGCACUCGGGAGGAUGCUGGGGACAAUGAUGACACAGAGGGUGCUAUUGGUGUCAGGAACAAGGUGGCUGGAGGAAAGAUGAAGAAACGGAAAGGCCGUUAAUCUCUUUUAUAAAGACUUGAUUUCUGCUUUCUGUUCUAUAAAAGGGGAUUGAAGAAGAGAAUGAAACCUCCUCCAACAGAGUUCUUCAGACUGAAAUCUCUCAGAAUCUGCUCAGCUAAUUUAGUACUCAUUCCCCUUUUUACGUGUUACAGUAUCGUUACUGCAGAAUGUUUUUUACAGUGCUGAUGUCAAGACUGUUAUUUUUCUUGAACUUUGGUUCCUUGCUCAUGACAUGAGUGAGAUGUGCUCUUCCAUUACUUCCACAGACCUUUUGCUUUUUUCCGCUGCCAGUCAAGGACUAGGUUGAUGAAGCACUUGACCUGUAAUUGGAAAGAAGCUUCUACAUCUUUAAAACGGUGAUACUUAAGCAAUCUCAGGUUGUCCUUUAUUAGACCUAAUGUGAAAUAAUAAAUUUAAAUAUUAUUUUUAAAAGA